This is a messenger RNA of Elgaria multicarinata webbii, 3680 nucleotides long. It is a transcript of the gene TNK2, whose product is annotated as tyrosine kinase non receptor 2. The coding region runs from base 237 to 3470 and encodes 1077 amino acids. The transcript has 16 exons. Gene Ontology annotation, molecular function: protein serine/threonine/tyrosine kinase activity; protein binding; ATP binding. Lineage: Eukaryota; Metazoa; Chordata; Lepidosauria; Squamata; Anguidae. The record is from RefSeq and is a predicted model, not a curated record. Gene Ontology annotation, biological process: negative regulation of epidermal growth factor receptor signaling pathway; regulation of keratinocyte differentiation; protein phosphorylation.
AUCAUGGACCGUGCUGUGACACAGCCCCGCGUGGCCUCUCAAUCCCCUGCCUGAGCUAGACCAUAAUAGUCUGAAGCCACUGGACGCUUAGAUGGCUCCUCUGUGAUCUCCUGUUCCAAGACCAAAAAUCCCCUGGAGGGGCAAAGGGCAGGGGAAGGAGAGCCAACGGACUGGCCGCCCUCGUCCUCCACGGGCUCCUGGGGAGAAAGUGAGGAUUGGGACCGGAAAUAGAGACGAUGACCCAAAUAGCGCAGCCUCAGAAGCUGAGCUGUGGCAUGCAGGCGGACGAAGGCACGGACUGGCUUCUGGAGCUGCUCACCGAGGUCCAGCUGCAGCAGUACUUCCUGCGCAUCCGCGAUGACCUCAACGUCACGCGCCUGUCGCACUUCGAAUAUGUCAAAAACGAGGAUUUGGAGAAAAUCGGCAUGGGGCGGCCCGGUCAGAGACGCCUCUGGGAAGCGGUGAAGAGGAGGAAGGCCGUUUGCAAGCGGAAAUCCUGGAUUGGCAAGGUCUUCAGCGGGAAGCGACCUGACUCAGAGUUCCCCCCGCAGCCCCAGAGCGUGCCGGGCAAGAGGCCCACCCCACCGCCCUUGGAGGAGAGCCAGCAGCAGGCCCUGACCUGCCUGAUCAGCGAGAAGGACCUGAUGCUCUUUGAGAAGCUGGGAGACGGCUCCUUCGGGGUGGUGCGACGUGGGGAGUGGUGUGCACCGUCCGGCAAGUUGCUGAACGUGGCGGUCAAGUGUCUCAAGACGGACGUGCUGAGCCAGCCUGAAGCCCUGGACGACUUCAUCCGCGAGGUCAACGCCAUGCACUCUUUGGACCACAUGAACCUCAUCCGCCUCUACGGCGUGGUGCUCUCCAAUCCCAUGAAGAUGGUCACGGAACUGGCACCGCUGGGCUCCCUGCUGGACCGGCUGCGCAAGAACCUGGGGCAUUUCCUGAUCGCUACGCUCUGCCAAUACGCCGUCCAGAUCGCCAGAGGCAUGGCCUACCUGGAGUCGAAGCGCUUUAUCCACCGCGACCUGGCUGCCCGCAACAUCCUUCUGGCCGCCAACGACCUGGUCAAGAUUGGCGACUUCGGCCUCAUGCGGGCCUUGCCCAAGAAUGACGACCACUACGUCAUGCAAGAACACCGCAAAGUCCCCUUCGCUUGGUGCGCCCCUGAGAGCCUGAAGACCCGCACCUUCUCGCACGCCAGUGACACUUGGAUGUUUGGAGUUACGCUAUGGGAGAUGUUCACAUAUGGACAGGAGCCGUGGGUUGGCCUUAACGGCAGCCAGAUUUUGCACAAGAUUGACAAGGAAGGCGAGCGGCUGGCCCGGCCUGAGGAUUGCCCCCAGGACAUCUACAACGUCAUGUUGCAGUGCUGGGCGCACAAACCGGAAGACCGGCCCACCUUUGUGGCCCUGCGGGACUUCCUGCUGGAGGCACAGCCCACGGACAUGCGGGCCCUGCAGGACUUUGAGGAGCCAGACAAACUUCUCAUCGAGAUGAACGACAUCAUCACGGUCAUCGAGGGCAGGGCCGAGAAUUACUGGUGGCGAGGCCAGAACAAACGGACCUUGAAAGUGGGCCAGUUCCCACGCAACACGGUGACCUCGGUGGCGGGGCUGUCGGCCCACGACAUCAGCCAGCCGCUCAAGAACAGCUUCAUCCACACGGGCCAUGGAGACACCAACCCUCAGCAGUGUUGGGGCUUUCCCGAUAAGAUUGACGAGCUGUACCUGGGCAAUCCCAUGGACCCUCCAGAUGUCCUAGGAGUGGACUUGAAUGCAGCGAGACCCACCCAGCUCCCAGGAAGGAACAAAAGGGAGCCGCCGCCCCGUCCGCCUCAGCCCUCGAUCCUUCUAAAGAAGCCCUCCUACGACCCCGUGAGCGAGGAGGACGGCUCCCUCGCCUUGAGCCUCAAGCACCUCUGCCUGAAGAAGAAGCCCGGACCUCCCCGGGGCCUGCGGCCCGCCAAGCCCUCGGCGUUUGUCUCGGGCACCAAGGUGGGCGAGCGCUUGCUGCUCCCGCGGACCAGAGGAGCGGCUCUGCCUGGAAACGAGGUGACGCUCAUCGACUUCGGGGAGGAGCCCGUGCCCACCACCCCGUCGCCCGUGGGGGAGCUCUGCGCCCCGUCGCUGGCCAAGCUGGCCAUGGAGGCGUUCUCCUUGUUGGACAAGACCCCCCCUCAGAGUCCCAGCCAAGGCUUGCCCCGGCCCCUCCACCCGACGCCCAUCGUGGACUGGGACGCCCGGCCCCUGCCCCCGGCCCCCGCCUACGACGACGUGGCCCAGGACGAGGACGACUUCGAAGUGUGCUCCAUCAACAGCCCGGAAGGCAUGGCGGGGCGGCGGGGGCCCCGCAAGAGCUGGGAGAUGGGGGAGACCCACGGCGGCUUCGUGGCCGAGGGGGACCGCACAGCUCUCCCGCUGGACGACAACCUCUUCCUGCCGCCCAAGGAGGCCAAGCAACCCAGCCCCGCCCAGACCACGGAGAUCUUCCAGGAGCUGCAGCAGGAAUGCAUGAAGCGCCUCAACGUGCCCCUGGGAGCUGCCUCGGCGGCCUCCACGCCCAGCCCCGGGGACGACAAGCCCCAGAUCCCCCCACGGGUACCCCUCCUGCCCCGACCGCUCCGGCGCAACGAGCACGGCCGCUGGUCUGGGGAGCUGUCGCCGGCCUCCGGGGGCGAGGAGGACCGCCCGCCCCAGAUCCCCCCCCGGGACCCCUUGUCCCAACCCGGCUCCAGGACUCCCAGCCCGAUGGCCCUGCAAGGCGGCUCCCCGCAACCGAGGGCCAACCUUUGCUCUCCGCUCUCCCUGGGCGCCUUCCUGUCCACGUCCCCCGGCAAGCCGGCCAUGCCCACCACCCAGAGCUUUGCUUUGGACCCCAAGUACGCGACGCCCAAGGUCAUCCAGGCCCAAGGCAAGGAGAGCGUCAAGGGGCCGUGCAUCCUUCCCAUCGUCAAAGACGGCCGGAAGGUCAGCAACACGCAUUAUUACCUGCUCCCCGAGCGCCCGCCCUACCUGGACAAGUACGAGAAGUUCUUCAAGGAGGCCAAGAACCCCGAGGAAGCUCCGCCUCCGGCCAGGGUGGUCACCACGGCCACCGUGCGCCCCAUGAUCCAACAGCAGCCAGACUACAAAGCCAACUUCUCGUCCAACAACAGCAACCUCACGGUCAAGGCCACCUGCGGGCUUCAGAAGAUCAUCUACGAGGGCUCCGACGGGCCCCGGCCCUCAGAUAAGAUACGGCUGGUCCAGGAGACGGUGCACGGCGUCACCACGGAGGAGUGCCAAGCUGCCCUGCAGAACCACAGCUGGAACGUGCAGAAGGCCGUUCAGUAUCUGAAGGUGGAACAGCUCUUCUGCCUGGGUCUCAAGACGCGGCUGGAAUGUCACAAGGUCCUGGAGAUGUUUGACUGGAACUUGGAGCAGGCCAGCUCUCACCUGCUAGAUCCGUACAGCGCCUUCCGGCUCAAGCGAUGACCAAGGAGGGAAUCGCCCUCUGAAACGGAAGCCGCCGGCCUGUUGUGGGUUCCCACGUUUGGUGCUCUCCUGGAGACCCUCUUCUUCCUGGAUCGGGUGCCGGUUCGAAGGCAGAGAACGACGGAGCAGAGGAGAUCAAGACUGUGGCGGGGAAUACUGUGAACUGCCGGGACGCGCCUGUGGGCGUGUGUGUCACCCCCCAUGCCGAAG